Messenger RNA from Apodemus sylvaticus (European woodmouse), 2632 nucleotides. RefSeq names its product BCL2 like 1 (gene Bcl2l1). The transcript has 3 exons. The coding region runs from base 479 to 1180 and encodes 233 amino acids. Lineage: Eukaryota; Metazoa; Chordata; Mammalia; Rodentia; Muridae. Gene Ontology annotation, cellular component: mitochondrial outer membrane. The record is from RefSeq and is a predicted model, not a curated record. Gene Ontology annotation, molecular function: protein homodimerization activity; protein heterodimerization activity. Gene Ontology annotation, biological process: extrinsic apoptotic signaling pathway in absence of ligand; intrinsic apoptotic signaling pathway in response to DNA damage; negative regulation of intrinsic apoptotic signaling pathway.
AAAUUACACUAAAGCCAUACCUCCGGGAGAGUUCUCCUGACUCCCAGUAGGAGGCGGAGAGCCAAGGGGCGUGCUAGAGCGAGGGGGUUGGGCUCCUCCCGGGUGGCUGGAGCCUGCGGAGCAGAGAGCGGCCGCCCUCGAUCUGGGCGAUGGAGGAAGCUUCGAGCGAGGGGGCAGGUUCCUAAGCUUCGCAAUUCCUCUGUCGCCUUCUGGCCUGCCUACCAGGUCGCAUGAUCCCUCCGGCCGGGGCUGGUUUUUUUUUUUCUUCUGAGUUACCGGCGACCCAGCCACCACCUCCUCCCGACCUAUGAUACAAAAGACCUUCCGGGGGUUGCACCUGCUUGCUGUCGCCGGAGAUAGAUUUGAAUAACCUUAUCUUGGCUUUGGAUCCUGGAAGAGAAUCGCUAAACACAGCAGACCCAGUGAGUGAGCAGGUGUUUUGGACAAUGGACUGGUUGAGCCCAUCUCUAUUAUAAAAAUGUCUCAGAGCAACCGGGAGCUGGUGGUUGACUUUCUCUCCUACAAGCUUUCCCAGAAAGGAUACAGCUGGAGUCAGUUUAAUGAUGUCGAAGAGAAUAGGACUGAGGCCCCAGAAGAAAUUGAAGCAGAAAGGGAGACCCCCAGUGCCAUCAAUGGCAACCCAUCCUGGCACCUGGCGGAUAGCCCCGCGGGGAAUGGCGCCACGGGCCGCAGCAGCAGUUUGGAUGCGCGGGAGGUCAUCCCCAUGGCUGCCGUGAAGCAAGCGCUGAGAGAGGCAGGCGAUGAGUUUGAACUGCGGUACCGGAGAGCGUUCAGCGAUCUAACAUCCCAGCUUCAUAUAACCCCAGGGACAGCAUAUCAGAGCUUUGAACAGGUAGUGAAUGAACUCUUUCGGGAUGGAGUAAACUGGGGUCGCAUCGUGGCCUUUUUCUCCUUUGGCGGGGCACUGUGCGUGGAAAGCGUAGACAAGGAGAUGCAGGUAUUGGUGAGUCGGAUUGCAAGUUGGAUGGCCACCUAUCUGAAUGACCACCUAGAGCCUUGGAUCCAGGAGAACGGCGGCUGGGACACUUUUGUGGAACUCUACGGGAACAAUGCAGCAGCCGAGAGCCGGAAAGGCCAGGAGCGCUUCAACCGCUGGUUCCUGACGGGCAUGACUGUGGCUGGUGUGGUUCUGCUGGGCUCGCUCUUCAGUCGGAAGUGACCAGACACUGACCGUCCACUCACUUCUCACCACCCACCCUACCCCCACCACAACUCUCUUCAGCCACCAUUGCUACCAGGAGAACCACUACAUGCAACUCACGCCCCUCGCCCUAUCACAGGGCUGGGCCUAGACGGAGUCCCUGCAGUUAGCUUUCUAGAAUCACCACGCUUCUGUGAAAGCCACCUCCCCCCACAUCUUAGUUCCCGUGGCCUCAAAACUCCCAAGGUUUUCUCCCAAACUGGCUUCUGGAGGCUGGCAGGAGUAGGAAGGAGUACGUGUGAGGGAGGAGCGCCUGCCUUGUUGGUGGGACCCUAAUUACCCCUGAGCCUCUGGGGAAUGCUCUUCUGGCAGGGAGUUCUUCCCCGGAAAGAGACUAGAUUGCCUUGGUUUUGAUGUGUGUGGCCUCAGAAUUGAUCAUUUCCCAUCCCGCUGUGUCCCUGGGGCGGCUCCUCCUUCCCAUCUCUACCCCCCAAGAGCCAUUGAGUGAGGUGCUUUUAGCCCUUUUGACUAAUUAGAAAUUCAGGCUGCUUGGGAUAAUGAGGCAAGGACUAGAACCUCCCCACCUGUGGCCUGGCCAAAGCCCCCACUUGUGGUCUGAAUGUUCUCUUGAGGCCUCGGGCUAGACUCUAGCCCCACCCAGGAGGAGAGCCUUAGCUGCUGAAAGUCCACCUGGCCAAAGCUAGAGUGGCUCUUGCGGCUUAGCACACCCCUCCCCUGGCUCCCAUGCCCGUGACUGAGGGACCAACUGGGCGCAAGAUGGUGCCCCAGAGCUGUUAAUGACUUCAGCUGCCUCACUUCCUGCAAGAUCGGCCUGCGGCAUCUUUGCCUUGGGUGCUGGCCACAGGGUCCAGGGACUCUGGCCUCAGCCCAGAAGUGAAGGGAAGCUAUACAGAGCAGCUGUGGGAGCCCUGGGGCUUCCCUACCUCAGGCCGGAAGGGCAGGAAGAAGAGCCUGGUGCGCAGGUGAGGAGGACUGCAAGGGCCUGUUCUUGUGCCCUGCCCCCACCUAGCCUGGGCAGCAGGGCUGCCAAGGUCGGAAUGGCCUGGCCAGGAGCCCUUCAGGCCUCUCCCUCCUCUGUUCCACCUUUGGCCUGUCUCAUCCCUGUGGGUCCCAGCUCAGCUCUGGCUGCCCCCGGGCUCUCUGCUGUACAUAUUCGAGACUAGUUUUUAUUCCUUGUGAAGAUGAUAUACUAUUUUUGUUAAGCGUGUCUGUAUUUAUGUGUGAGGAGCUGCUGGCUUGCUGUGCGCGUGCCCGUGGAGAGCUGGUGCCCAGAGACUGACAGCCUGAUGCUCCCUGCCCUUGCCUGGGGAAGCCCACUGGGGGUCCUGGCUUCUGAGGGGCACCUGUCCCUCCCCUCCCCUCACCCUACACUUGUUCCAGCUCUUUGAAAUAGUUUGUGUGAAGGUGAAAGUGCAGUUCAGUAAUAAAUGGUGUCUGUGACUAUGUGAA